UGUAAAAUUUCUAUCCACUUUAUAAAAUGGCUUAUUCGGACACUUCCAAAAUAGGCUGGCUAGAGAAUAUUAGUUUCUCAAUCAAGACGCAGGGUGGCGCUGCAGGCUAAGAUUGUGGCGAAAGAGCUCUUUAAAAGCUCGCGUAUUCCUUUGUUGCAAGACCGAAUCAAAAACACCCGGAAGCAGAUCGGCCAGCCAAACUGCGUUACCGACGAGUUUAGGCAGCGACAUAUAAACGAAUUUAAGAUCAAAAGCAACGUUGUGAGGAUUCCUCCAAGCGAGAAAUCAGAAGAGAGCAUCUCAGGUCCUUCUGCGGUCGCUGAAGGGAUUGGAUGUCAGCAUCCGGACCCACCAUGGAGACUCGAGAGAGAAUUCAACCGAACAGGCAAGUAGUCUUUAUCGUGAUGGUAUUCCUGUCUCAGGCUCACCCCGCGCCUAUUCGUUAUUCUGUGCUGGAAGAAUCAGAGAGCGGCUCCUUUAUAGCUCAUCUGACUAAGGACCUGGGCUUGGGAAUCGGGGAACUGGCGGACCGGUCCGCCAGGAUAGUGUCUGACGAUGACAAGCAGCGCUUGCAGCUGGAUCAUCAGACGGGAGACUUGCUUUUGAGGGAGAAACCAGAUCGGGAAGAGCUGUGUGGCCCCACUGAACCCUGUAUACUGCCUUUCCAAGUAUUCCUAGAAGCUCCGGUGCAAUUUUUUGAAGGGGAAUUACUAAUUCAGGACAUAAACGACCACUCCCCAGUAUUCCCGGAUAGGGAAAUGCUCUUGAAAAUACCAGAAAACAGCCAGCCAGGGGCUGUAUUUCCCCUGCAAUUCGCUCAGGAUUUGGAUGUGGGCAGCAAUGGUCUUCAAAAUUACACUAUCAGCCCCAAUUCUCAUUUUCACGUUGUCACUCGAAAUCAUAGUGACGACCAGAAAUACCCAGAUUUGGUGCAGGACAAAGCACUGGAUCGAGAGGAGCAGCCUGAGCUCAGCUUAACCCUCACGGCACUGGAUGGUGGGUCUCCACCUCGGUCUGGCACCAGCAUGGUGCGAAUCCUGGUCAUGGACGUCAAUGACAAUGCGCCUGAGUUUGUGACCUCUCCAUAUGAGGUGCAGGUUCUGGAAAACAGCCCCCUAGACUCCCCCAUACUUACUGUUUUAGCUAGGGAUAUAGAUGCUGGAAACUUCGGGAAGGUCUCCUAUGGCUUCUUCCAAGCAUCAGAUGAAAUUAAACAAACUUUCUCAAUAAACGAAGUCACAGGAGAAAUUCGGCUGACAAAGAAACUGGAUUUUGAACAAAUUAAAUCUUAUCACCUGAAAAUUGAGGCUACAGAUGGAGGAGGCCUUUCUGGAAAAGGCACUGUGGUCAUAGAGGUGGUAGAUGUGAAUGACAACGCCCCUGAACUGACCAUAUCUUCGCUCACCAGCUCCGUCCCAGAAAACAGUCCUGAGACUGUCGUCGCUGUCUUCCGAAUCAGAGACAGAGAUUCCGGAGACAACGGAAAGAUGAUCUGCUCUAUUCCGGAUAAUCUGCCCUUCGUUCUAAAACCGACUUUCAAGAACUACUACACCCUGGUAACCGAGAGCCCGCUGGACAGAGAAAGUCAAGCCGAGUACAACAUCACCAUCACCGUCUCCGACCUGGGGACCCCCCGGCGGCACACCCAGCACAACCUGACCGUGCGCGUGGCCGACGUCAACGACAACGCGCCCGCCUUCAGCCAGCCCGCCUACACCCUGCGCGUCCGCGAGAACAACAGCCCCGCCCUGCACAUCGGCACCGUCCGCGCCACCGACGCCGACGCGGGCGCCAACGCCCAGCUCACCUACUCGCUGCUGCCGCCCUCCGACCCGCACCUGCCCCUCGCCUCGCUCGUGGCCAUCAACCCCGACACCGGCCAGCUCUUCGCCCUGCGCGCCCUCGACUACGAGGCCCUGCGCGCCUUCGACUUCCAGGUGCGCGCCGCCGACCGCGGCGCGCCCGCGCUCAGCAGCCAGGCGCGGGUGCGCGUGCUCGUGGCCGACGCCAACGACCACGCGCCCGUCGUGCUCUACCCGCCGCAGAACGCCUCGGCGCCCUGCCCCGAGCUGCUGCCCCGGGCGGCCGAGCCGGGCUACCUGCUGGCCAAGGUGGUGGCGGUGGACGGCGACGCGGGCCAGAACGCCUGGCUGUCCUACCGCCUGCUGCAGGCCACCGAGCCCGGGCUCUUCGGCGUGGGCGCGCACAGCGGCGAGGUGCGCACGGCCCGCCCGCUGAGCGAGCGCGACGCGCCCCGGCAGCGGCUGCUGCUGCUGGUGCGGGACCACGGCGAGCCGCCGCUCUCGGCCAGCGUCGCGCUGCACGUGCUGCUGGUGGACGGCUUCUCGCAGCCCUACCUGCCGCCGCCCGAGGCCCCCGGCCGCGCGCCGGGCGCCGGCGCGGACGAGCCGCUCACCGUCUCGCUGGUGGGGGCGCUGGCGUGCGUGUCGGCGCUGCUGGUGGGGGCGCUGCUGGCCUUGGGGGCGGGGCGGCUGUGCCGGCGGGGCGGGGCGGCCUCGGCGGGGGGCGGCUCGGGGCCCGCGGAGGGCGGCGUCGCGGGCCAGCUGCUGGACGUGGGCGGCACGGGGACCCUGGCCCACGGCUACCGCUACGAGGUGUGUCUGACGGGAGACCGCAGAACUGGUGAGUUCCAAUUCCUGAAGCCGGUUUUCCCCAACCUCUUGGUUCAGGACCCUGAGGGAGAAAUUAAGAACACCCCCAACUUCAGGAAUAGCUUAGUACUCAAUUAAGUGUUGUGUUUGGUCGAGUGAGCCUCUCCUUAAUUGUAGCAAACCUAACUCCAAUUGCAAUACGUUAGUCUUAAGAAAUUGUGUUGUAGAAAUGUGUAUAUCUCUAUUCCAAACCUAUGCAUGUCUCUGCUAAUAUUUCCUUUUUAACAUUCAUUAGAUUUGGCAUUUUUAGUUACACUGGACAUGGAGGGUUUCCUUCAUAUUGACCUCUUUUGGCGAUUAAUCUCUCCACAACUAUAAAAUACUCAAGUAGUGUAAGAAGAAGUGUUAGUUAAUAAACUUCUUAGCAUCUUUUUAAUGAAACGUUUUAAAGCUUUUGUGUAAUCUUGCAUUUCUAUGUAUUUUUGGUUUUUGUCUUUACCAUAUAGCUUACAUUUACAAGCCAGCAGAGUGUUUGAAAUUCUUUGCUACCUAGACCUUUCUUGUUGACUAUUCUACAAGCCUAUGUGAAUUUAACUUAGCAUACUUAUUUCUCCCAAAUCGUACAUAAACACGUGCAAUACUUAUGUACAACAUAACAUUGUAUAUACAAUGUAUCUUAUCCCAUUUUGAGCAUUUUCUUACUUGAUAGCUAUUUACCUAGCGCACUGUAAUUGCUCCAUAAAUACUAAUAUUCAAAAAAAGUAUUCCCAUUUAUACAUAAGAAAGAGAAAAUCUUAUAAAAUUUGGCAUCAUUUCACUACUUUAAACUGCGUCACAGUUUGACAAAGUACUUUUAAAAAUAUCAGAAACUUAACUACACUCAAAUCCUUUCAAAGGAUUCCAUGUUCUUCCUUUUAUCCUAUAAAUAGAAAUUCAAAUGUAGUUUAAUGGCUGCUUUUUUCCUGGUUUCCCUCCAGCUUCUCCUUCCCUCCAGCUGACCUUUCAAAAGAGUCAGAAUUUCUUCUGAAUUUUGGUUAUUCUGUUCUAGUCUGAUUAUUGGGGGUUACUAGAUUUUCAUUUUAAGUUACUUCGCAGACAUGGCCAGCCUUUAUCAACAAAAUUUUUUUUUGGAUGUCCAAGUUAUUUUGUUUUUUAAUUCAGUGUACCUUUCAGGUAUUUUGCAGAAAUUUACCUUCUCAAUUAUGCCAUACUUUUAUUAGUAUUAAAUAAGCAUUAUUUUUUCUUUAAGACAGUAGAAAUAGAAAUUAAG
This is a messenger RNA of Phacochoerus africanus (Common warthog), 3882 nucleotides long. Its product is annotated as protocadherin beta-4-like. Gene Ontology annotation, cellular component: plasma membrane. NCBI's taxonomy places the organism in Eukaryota, Metazoa, Chordata, Mammalia, Artiodactyla, Suidae. The transcript has a single exon. The record is from RefSeq and is a predicted model, not a curated record. Gene Ontology annotation, molecular function: calcium ion binding. The coding region runs from base 333 to 2750 and encodes 805 amino acids. Gene Ontology annotation, biological process: homophilic cell-cell adhesion.